Messenger RNA from Zophobas morio, 821 nucleotides. RefSeq lists its product as uncharacterized. Lineage: Eukaryota; Metazoa; Arthropoda; Insecta; Coleoptera; Tenebrionidae. The record is from RefSeq and is a predicted model, not a curated record. The transcript is spliced from 4 exons. Bases 25 to 768 code for a protein of 247 amino acids.
UCUGCACUCUUCAGUUGAAUCAAAAUGAAGCUUCCACUAAUAUCCACUUGUCUUUCCUUGGUCGCAGUCACAUUUGGAGCCAAGUUGCCUUCCAGCUUUAUGAAAUGUAACCUAAAACAAACCGACUUCCAACAAUGCUUGACCAAAGCCGUUGAAGACGCGAUAAAGCAAAUGAAUCGACCCCUCAAAGGAGUGAAUUUGUUGAACUUAGGGCCCUUGGAAAUUCCCGGAAUGACUGUAGCCGCUGGAUCGCAAGUUUUGUACACCCAGCAAGUGUUCAAAAAUAUGAAAGUGUCCGGUUUUAACGAAACUACAUGUUCCAAAGUGGAAUUUGACACUGAUGAAAAGAUUCUUAAACUAGACUGUAUCGUGCCACACUUUAGAGUAGAGUUUGAUUACGAGGUAAACGGGCGGCUAUUUCUAGUAUCUAUUUACGGAAAAGGAAGUGGAUGGGCUGUUUUUGUGGAUAAUCACAUGCAGUUGACGUUCAAACUAGGAGAAUAUGAGAAAAAAGGCAAAAAAUAUUACAACGUGGUCAAACAAGAACUCAAAAUGUUGAUGACAGAUGUUGAAUUUGAUUUGGAGAAUUUGUUGGACGGUGACGAAGAGGCAGCCGAUCGUGUUAAAAAGGUCAUGAAGGACAAUAUACUAGAAAUUUAUGGAGACGUUAGAUCUGGUUAUGAGGAAGCUUUUGGGCUGGUGUUUGCUUCUGUUUUUGACAGACUUUUGGGGAAAGUGCCUGCUGUUUUUCUUUUCGGAGAAAAGUAAUAUUAAAUAGCUUGAUAUAAUGUUGUAACACACAAUAAAGGGUUUAACAGGUA